AUGUUGGGCGCUUUCCGUCGCUCCGCCGUGAGCCACGCGCUCCGGUUUUCCGCUCGCGCCGUAUCAGCAAGGCCAACACCACAGCGAUUUCAAUCCCUUUCUUCGUCGAUUUCGACACCUUCAUAUGCCCCUAGAUCUCUAUUUCACUCGUCGUCGCUCCUUUUCAACUCUCAAGCUGCAGCGGAAACAGAUAUUGGCGAUGUUGGCCAAGACCAAGUUUCGAGCCGGUUCUCGGAAUUAGCAGAGAAGAAUCUAGUCGACCCUUCAAUUAUCCGAACUCUCACGGAGAAAAUGCGCAUCGAAACUAUGACGGACGUUCAGCGCGAAACAAUCCCAUUGAGCGUCAGAGGUGACGACGUUCUCGCUCAAGCUAAAACCGGUACAGGCAAGACGAUUGCCUUUCUUAUCCCCGUCCUGCAAAAGCUUCUCAACGAUCCGAGUGUGAAGAGAGCUCAAAGGGGUCGAGGUCGAUUUCAAAGAGUCCCCACGGACAUCCGCGCCAUCGUCAUCUCGCCCACACGCGAGUUGGCUGAACAAAUUGCAGUCGAGGCAAGCCGCCUCGCCCAAGGGUCCGGAAUAGUUGUUCAGACCGCCGUUGGUGGGACGCAGAAGCGUCUGAAGCUGCAGCAGGUACAGCGCGAGGGUUGCCAUAUCUUAGUUGCCACUCCUGGUAGACUUCGGGACAUUCUGUCGGAUGAGUUCUCUGGUGUCGACGCGCCUAAUCUCUCUACAUUGGUUCUGGACGAAGCAGACCGUCUUCUGGACGAUGGGUUCGGGCCUGAGCUCAUGGAGAUCAUUCAACAUUGGCUUCCAAAUCCCGCCGAGGUCCCGCGCCAAACUCUGAUGUUCUCUGCCACCAUGGCCCAUGAGGUCAUGGGCAUGGUCCGCAAAACCAUGAAGCCUGAUUUCAGUUUCGUCAAGACAGUUCGUGACGACGAAGCCCCCACGCACAUUCGGGUACCGCAAAAGGUAGUGUUCCUGGAAGGCUUUGAAAACAUACUCCCAGCUCUCCUCCAGCUAGCCAAGCGUGCCUAUGCAAACCGUGAGACGUCAGAGCGCCCGUUCAAAGCCAUUGUAUACUUCAACUCGACCAAAGAGGUCAAUGUCGCCUAUGAGACUUUUGACCGGCUGCUCAAUAAUCCGGAAGACCAGAGCAGCGGGCACCCUCUGGGUAGAAUGUUCAUCGGCGAGAUCAGCUCGCAGCUGUCGCAAGCGGCGAGAACUCGGGUUGCUGACAGCUUCCGACGAGUCAAGUCCGGUAUUCUUUUCUCAUCCGAUGUCACCGCUCGCGGUAUGGAUUUCCCUGAUGUAACGCACGUUAUUCAAAUCGGUCUACCCAAGAAACGCGAAGACUACAUUCACCGUCUGGGCCGCACAGCACGCGCAAACAAGACCGGCGAGGGUUGGAUCUUUAUCCACCCCGCGGAGAAGAACGCAUUUAGGCGUACCUUGCACGGCAUCCCGGUUGAACUCGACACCUCAUCCCUCCCCGUCGCCUCCCUGGAUCUAACCAUGGAUCUCGAAACGAGCCCGCGCCCAUCAAAACAAACUGCUUGA
Molecule: messenger RNA, 1557 nt
Organism: Aspergillus calidoustus
Lineage: Eukaryota; Fungi; Ascomycota; Eurotiomycetes; Eurotiales; Aspergillaceae
Source: the annotation of a GenBank genome assembly